UGCUAAUUGACGUUGUUUAAACAUUGAAAACUAGAAAUCUUAAUAUAAAUAAUCUCUUAAAAAGCAAUUAUUAAAUAAUUCUAGCUGUGCCUGACAACGCACUUUUCUAGUGUACAAGAAAACAAAAAAAAUUUUGCGAAUUUCAUUAAAAUUGUUUAAAAAUUGUUUUUCUAAUUAACUAGACGUUAUUAAAUUGAAAGGAAUAGAAUGUCUGGAGGAUACGAUAGAGCUGUAACUGUUUUCUCACCUGACGGUCAUCUCCUUCAAGUAGAAUAUGCUCAAGAAGCUGUUCACAAAGGCUCAACUGCGGUCGGCGUAAGAGGCAAAACAUCAGUCGUAUUGUGCGUUGAGAAGAAAUCUGUUGCAAAAUUGCAGGAAGAUAGAACCGUUCGUAAGAUUUGUUUACUUGAUAAUCAUGUAGUUAUGGCAUUCGCCGGAUUAACAGCUGACGCUCGAAUUCUCAUCAAUCGAGCACAGAUUGAAUGUCAGAGUCAUAAAUUAAAUGUUGAGGAUCCAGUAACAAUUGAGUACAUUACUCGCUAUAUCGCUCAAUUGAAACAAAAAUAUACUCAAUCAAAUGGAAGACGCCCAUUCGGUUUAUCAUGCUUAAUCGGUGGAUUUGAUUUAGACGGAACUCCACAUUUAUUCCAAACAGAACCGUCUGGUAUUUAUUAUGAAUGGAAGGCAAAUGCAACUGGAAAGUCAGCAAAGACUGUUCGUGAGUUUUUAGAAAAGUUUUAUACACCAGAAGCUGUCGAGACAGAAGAAGGUGCUGUAAAAUUAGCAAUUAAGGCACUACUCGAAGUCGUACAGUCUGGACAAAAGAAUCUUGAAGUAGCUAUUAUGCGCAACGAUAAACCAAUGCAAAUGCUUGAUGCUGAAAGUAUCGAAAAGUAUGUUACAGUUAUCGAGGAAGAGAAUGCAAAGGAAAAGGCUGCAAAACAGGGACAACAGCAACAAUAAGCUAUUACGUCUGUGGUAUGGUAAUUAACAAGCUUUUAUGCUUAUUAUCAAUUCAUAUUCAUUUGAUGGAAUAUCAUCAUAACAAGUAUAAUUUACAUGUAAUAAAAGAUUUCCUUUUUAAUU
This is a messenger RNA of Chironomus riparius, 1086 nucleotides long. The record is from the annotation of a GenBank genome assembly. NCBI's taxonomy places the organism in Eukaryota, Metazoa, Arthropoda, Insecta, Diptera, Chironomidae.